GAGGCUAAUAGUUUGCCCAGGAUCACCCAGCCUGGACCUGUAGAGCUGUCAUCUGAACCCAGAGAAGAGUGAGCUAAGAGCAGAGCUAGGCAGAGGGCAGGGAGGCCCCAGACCCCCAUCCAGGCCCCCAGCUUGCCGCCAUGAAGCUGAACGAACGCAGCCUGGCCUUCUACGCCACUUGCGAUGCGCCUGUGGACAACGCGGGCUUCCUGUACAAGAAGGGCGGGCGGCACGCUGCCUACCACCGUCGCUGGUUCGUGCUGCGCGGCAACAUGCUCUUCUACUUUGAGGACGCGGCCAGCCGCGAGCCGGUGGGCGUCAUCAUCCUGGAGGGCUGCACCGUGGAGCUGGUGGAGGCCGCCGAGGAGUUUGCCUUCGCAGUGCGCUUUGCGGGGACCCGGGCCCGCACCUAUGUGCUGGCGGCUGAGAGCCAGGCCGCCAUGGAGGGCUGGGUGAAGGCUCUGUCGCGGGCCAGCUUUGACUACCUGCGGCUGGUGGUGCGCGAGCUAGAGCAGCAGCUGGCAGCCGUGCGCGCUGGGGCCUGCCCGCCCCCGCCGCUGCCCCGCCGGCCCAGUGCCCUCCCGCCCAAGGAGAAUGGCUGUGCUGUGUGGAGCACCGAGGCCCCAGUGGCCUCUGCUGCACUGUCUGGCUCCGAGCCCCCGCCCCCACCACCCCGUCGCCGGGCCUCUGCGCCCCAUGGGCCUCUAGACGCUGCCCCCUUCGCUCAACUGCACGAGUGGUAUGGCCAGGAGAUCCGGGCACUGCGCAGUCGGUGGCUCACCAGCCGGGCCCAGCCUGAUCGGUGCCAGGGCCUGUCCUGGGCCACCGAAGGUCACUAAGGCUCCUGCCUUACGGGAACACAAGCCCCAGGCCUUGCUCUGACUACGGGCUUGGUUCUGAGAUCACGGUGAUCAAGGCCAGCCCUGCAGGCUCUAAGUGCCUGGUUACUAGUUCUCAAGUGCUGAGAACAUGCUGGAUUCUGAGUGAGCCCACUGGGGCCAUCGUGUCUGACUCUAAGCAAAAUCUAGGCCACGGCUGAGCCUCCUGAAGCUUGUGGUCUCCAGAAAACUCCAGCCACAGGGCUGGUGGGAACUACCCAGCAGGGGCCUCUUGCUGGCAACAGGCUUCACUGGGCUCAGAUGGUCCCUGGGACCUGAUGACAAAUCACAGCCUGAAAGGCAAGCCAGUGUCUGGUCAGCACCUGGUGGCUCCCAACUGGGCCCUAGACAUGGACAGAGGGGCUUGGCCAUGGUUCACCACACCAGCGCCUGAUUUUGCUCUGGAGUGGCCAGGUCAGCCUGCAGGUUUCAAGGCUUCCAGAAGCACCAGGUGCAGAAGGCAGCUCAGGGGGCUGAGAACAGGGAAGCAGGUGUGACCGGUAGGGUGAGAUCACCUGGUCCCCAGGGCUCUUGGCCAGGGGCGGGCUGAGGGGAGGACUUUGCCCCGGCCUUUUGCCAGGCCUUGAGUUGGUGCUGCUGGCAUGGCAGUGGCUUCUUGGCCUUGGGCCCUGUUUGUCUCUGGUGGCCUUCACCUGGCUCUCCUGACACUCCUUGAAUGCCUCCUUUAGUCUUGUUCCCCCAGGGAGCCAGCUCUUCUGCCCUAAACCUUGGGCGGGGUCCCUCAGGAGCUACUUGACCUCCAGUCCUGGGCUGGGCAGUUGUGGCCUGAGCUGACUUUCCAGCAGGUUCAUCCAGGGAGGGAAGGCCACAGCUGACUCACUGCCCAGGAAGGGCCCAGGUGCUGACCUGGUGGCAGAGAAAAAGCAGCUACAAAGCUGUAUUUGGCUUCCAGCCCCCUUUCCUCUAGCGCUAGACAGCCACCCUCUUCAGAGCUCAGCUCAGGGGGAUUCAGGGUCCCAGCUGGCCUGAAGCUGAUGGCUGGGUUACCCUUCUCACCACAGUGCCCACUAUUCACCCAGGAAGAACCUGGGGCUUCAGCCUUCAGUUUGGGUCAUGUUUACAGUCCUCGGGGCCCUACAUGGGGAUCUCCCAAGGACACUUUAAUCCCACCUUUAUUUCCCUGAAGUCUGCCUUUUGGUGACGGACAAAGUCCUGCUGCCCCUUCUUUCUGUCUUUGGAGACUCUGGGGUUUGGGGACAGAUGGCAGGGCAGAGCAGGGGGUACCUGUCAGUAAUCGAGGCCUGUCCAGCUCACUGCUGGCUUGGUGGGCUGGGGCUUCAGCUGGAAUUUUAUUUUUAAACACCUAGGGUAUAUAUAUUUUCUGGCAACAAAGCUUUUGUUUCCUGUUGGCUGGUAGGAAGGGAUGGGGGCCCUGGCUCUGAGAUAGGCUAGGGUGGAGGGGCAGCAGGCACUGUCCUGGGGGAGAGGGGUAGCCUUGGCUGGAGAAGCACAGCUUGGAGAGGCCAAGGUAUCUUGAGAGGGGAUCUCACCUGAUCCUCCCUCUGGCAGGUGCAUCUGGGGUCUUGGUACGUUUUCCCCUUCCUUGCCUUCCAGAAUCUUGAGGGGUGUGGGUGAGGGUGGUGGCUCUUGUCCACAGAUUUUGGAGGAGUAUUAGGGGCUGCCCAGAGCCCAUAUUCUGGUAGACUCAUCAGGUGGGGUGAAGUGUGAAACCCAGUACUGAUGUAGGUUUACAAACUCUUAAGGUACCGGGGUCCUGGUCUCCUGGGAGACAGUGGUGGGUAACGUUUCCACUACUAAAGCACAAGAUGAGGUCAGGGUGCCUCCAGGCUUGGGUAGGAAAAGAGACAUCAGGUGGCCUGUGAGGGGGAUGCAAGAGCUAAAAUAAAAGUGUGUUGAGUA
This is a messenger RNA of Otolemur garnettii (small-eared galago), 2759 nucleotides long. It is a transcript of the gene PHETA1, whose product is annotated as family with sequence similarity 109 member A. Lineage: Eukaryota; Metazoa; Chordata; Mammalia; Primates; Galagidae. Gene Ontology annotation, cellular component: trans-Golgi network; recycling endosome; early endosome. The transcript has 2 exons. Bases 141 to 839 code for a protein of 232 amino acids. The record is from RefSeq and is a predicted model, not a curated record. Gene Ontology annotation, biological process: retrograde transport, endosome to Golgi; endosome organization; receptor recycling.